CUCAACCCCGUCCCGCCUUGAGCCUCGGUGUUCCCACCUAGGGGCGGGCAGCCAGGGGCACUUCCGCUGGCCCAAGUGAUCUGCAUGUGGCAGGGCUGCGCAGUGGAGCGGCCAGUGGGCAGGAUGACGAGCCAGACCCCUCUGCCCCAGUCCCCCCAGCCCAGGCGGCCGACGAUGUCUACUGUUGUGGAGCUGAACGUCGGGGGUGAGUUCCACACCACCACCCUGGGUACCCUGAGGAAGUUUCCGGGCUCAAAGCUGGCAGAGAUGUUCUCUAGCUUAGCCAAGGCCUCCACGGACGCGGAGGGCCGCUUCUUCAUCGACCGCCCCAGCACCUAUUUCAGACCCAUCCUGGACUACCUGCGCACUGGGCAAGUACCCACACAGCACAUCCCUGAAGUGUACCGUGAGGCUCAGUUCUACGAAAUCAAGCCUUUGGUCAAGCUGCUGGAGGACAUGCCACAGAUCUUUGGUGAGCAGGUGUCUCGGAAGCAGUUUUUGCUGCAAGUGCCGGGCUACAGCGAGAACCUGGAGCUCAUGGUGCGCCUGGCACGUGCAGAAGCCAUAACAGCACGGAAGUCCAGCGUGCUUGUGUGCCUGGUGGAAACUGAGGAGCAGGAUGCAUAUUAUUCAGAGGUCCUGUGUUUUCUGCAGGAUAAGAAGAUGUUCAAGUCCGUUGUCAAGUUUGGGCCCUGGAAGGCGGUCCUAGACAACAGCGACCUCAUGCACUGCCUGGAGAUGGACAUUAAGGCCCAGGGGUACAAGGUAUUCUCCAAGUUCUACCUGACGUACCCCACCAAAAGAAACGAAUUCCAUUUUAACAUUUAUUCGUUCACCUUCACCUGGUGGUGAUCCUCAGGAGCAGAGACUGUUAUGAAUUCUGGCGUGGCUUAUGAAAUUAAAAGUUGCCAUCAAAGCCAUUUUCUUUUAAUUUCACAAACAUCAGGCAAUUUCCAGGGUUGGUCUAGAGCCUUGCCACUAAAUAUUGAUCACUCAUUUAAGGACUUUCCACUCCAUUGCAACUGAUGCCACUAUAUUUGCCUAGCAACUUGCAGCUACUUCCUUUUCAAAGCCUCAUGUAUCUCCCAGACCCUUCUCUUGAAGUCCAAUAACAAGACCAAGUAAGAAUGUUUCAACAAUGCGUUGGCAAGAGAUGUGAGAUGACAACAGGAACAUACAAGGUACUGUGAAUCUAGAUGUUCUGACCUAAAGAUGUAGUCUACAUAGCCCCAGCUUGGGGUCCAAUCCAUCUGUCUCUGGCAUGUGCCUUCAUGUAGUAGGUGCUUUCGUGAUCCCCUUUGUGAGAUGCUGUGGGUGCUAAAACCUCGGAGCUGUCCUCUUCUCUAGAGUGGAGGUUUUCAAAGUGCAUCAUCAGCAUUACCUGUGAACUUGCUGGAAAUACAAAUCCUCAGGCCCCACCUCAGACCUACUGAAUCAGAAUCUCUGGGGGUUGGCACAGCAUUCUGAUUUACCAAACCCUCCAAGUGAUUUUGAUGUAUUCUAAUUUUGAGACCAUCUCUAGAAAAGAAUUGCUACCUCUUGUAUGGAGGUACAAAAGACUGACCUCUUACGUCAAGGAACUUCCUUUCCCAGAGCUCCUCAUGGAAUCAAGCUGAAGUCAGUCUUCUUCUGAGAGCACAUUCUUACUCAGUUUUUUUCCUCUGUCCUACGCUGCUUCCCUCACUCCCCUUCUCCUAAGAGCACUCCAUCAAUAAACCACUUGCACGAGA
Molecule: messenger RNA, 1730 nt
Organism: Gorilla gorilla gorilla (western lowland gorilla)
Lineage: Eukaryota; Metazoa; Chordata; Mammalia; Primates; Hominidae
Gene: KCTD14
Product: potassium channel tetramerization domain containing 14
Exons: 2
Coding region: 85-852 (255 amino acids)
Biological process (GO): protein homooligomerization
Cellular component (GO): respiratory chain complex I
Molecular function (GO): protein binding
Source: RefSeq, a predicted model, not a curated record